Molecule: messenger RNA, 1029 nt
Organism: Mitosporidium daphniae
Lineage: Eukaryota; Fungi; Microsporidia
Exons: 1
Coding region: 1-1029 (342 amino acids)
Biological process (GO): tRNA wobble position uridine thiolation
Cellular component (GO): cytosol
Molecular function (GO): tRNA binding; sulfurtransferase activity
Source: RefSeq, a predicted model, not a curated record
AUGAAUUCCAGCCAAGUCAACUGUAUUAAAUGCAAACGGGUUCCCUUUGUAUUUUCAUUUCGCGAUUUUCAUUAUUGCAAACCUUGCUUCAUUGAGCAAUAUAAACAGAAGAUUGGGCAUGCGCUGAGUGCCCAGCCAAAGUCGUUGAUUGCUUCCAAAAUCGGCCAAGACAAGACAUGUACAAUUGUGGUUGCCCUAUGGGAUACCCAGGACUCGCUUGCUCUUUUAAAAUUUGUGCUCCACUACGAGCUUGGUGUAAAUUCAAAAUAUCGCGGCAUUUCGUACAAAUUUCUGCUCUUCUUGGCGAAAGGCUGCCAUGGAAAGCCCAAAUACAUGCCACAGAUACGAGCUCUAUUGGUGGGAUACUCUGAUGUCUCCGAGCAAGAGGAGGAUCGCACUGACGUCUUUCUAAUUAAAACCUUGCUAAAAUCGGAAACGUUAAAGUCGAACGACUUGGUUUACAUUCCAUCUGCACAAUACGAUGUUGCCUUCUUUACCCUUUUUUUGACGCUCAACGGGCAUGGAUCGUUAAUUCCAGCCUUCAGUACGCCAUCAAUUGUCAUCUCCUCAAUCCGAGAUGCAAUCGUCCACGUUUGCAGACCGCUUUUUUACUUAUGCAAGGAAGAAAUAGCGUUCUUCAACGGCAUAGCACAGGAAAUGGCCAAUCUGGACCCCGUCAGCGAUGGAUCUUUGGAUUCAAUAAGGUGCGAUUUAGAUUCCCUGGCCAAUUUGAAGCUGGACGCCUCGUCUAUUUGUGGGCACGAUUUUCCAUACUCUUCCAGCAAAAGUGGCGCCAAUGUUUCGGAGAGUGCGAAAAACAAUGACCAACACGGGCUAGCCUCGCUAGUUGAUAGCUUCAUUGAUGAGCUUCAGAGGGACUCCAAUGAUGCCAGCGUGUCGAUCCUGGCCAGAACAGCACAAAAACUGGACUCGUCGUUUCUUGCGUGCAACCAAAGAUGCGCCCAAUGCCCGCUUCCAGACUUUCGGCAAACCACGCCAUGCGACGCUUGCGCGGACAAUAAACUCUGA